This is a messenger RNA of Drosophila ficusphila, 7207 nucleotides long. It is a transcript of the gene Rbcn-3B, whose product is annotated as WD repeat-containing protein 7. Gene Ontology annotation, molecular function: protein binding. The transcript has 2 exons. Gene Ontology annotation, cellular component: cytoplasm. Lineage: Eukaryota; Metazoa; Arthropoda; Insecta; Diptera; Drosophilidae. The coding region runs from base 1116 to 5693 and encodes 1525 amino acids. The record is from RefSeq and is a predicted model, not a curated record.
GUUGCUCCUGCUGUACGACAAAUCAUCUUUCUGUCCACCAGUUCGUACCUUGGAGGGAAAACAUCUAAUCAAGUGAUCUACUGUCUCACAUCGCAGGAUGUGGACCAUAGACUGGGUGCCUUUUUAUACCCAUUUUUAAUGCGUUUCCCCAAUUGCAAUAUGUACGCUUAAUUGUCCGUUGGAUGAAAAGUAAAAACAUUGCAAAAAAAAACAUGUGGGAUCGCGUAUUGCUUUCCAGAAACCUCCAUUAAACAUAUCCCUAUAACCCUUGGACCAAAGCACAUUUCCUUUAAAAGCUUGUUUCCCAUUGCCCCUCGAGUUAUUUGCUAAGUUUUAAACAAUUGAAGAAAAAUAUUAAAUGUCUGCCCUAGAGUUGUCGUUGUUUGCAUGGCAUCGAUAGCAGAGAGCCCCCAGCCACGGCGGCAACCCUACGCGCACACGCAAACCUAUCGAAAAUUUUUACCCCACGGUCGAUAAAAUACUUUCGUUGCUUUUUUCAAUAGUCGUGUACGAAAAUAAUAGGAAAAAGCAAAUAGUAGGGAAAUAAAUAGGGCAGAGUGUACCCAGUGCCCAGUGGAGUGUUUUGUUUUCCGUGGAGUACGGAUUAUUGUGCAACGGAUCGGUCCAGCGGAAAGUGCAAAUAUGCCCAGUACGAAAAAGUGGCCAGCAAAAGCAAUAACAAAAUAGCAACAGCAACGUGUGUGUCUUGUAAGCAGCGAAAAAGUGCUCGUGUGUGCGUGUUUGCGUGUGUGUGUGUUUUGGGGGGUGGUCUGUGUGUUUCGCCCGUCCCGUGUCCAUAAAUUAGAAUCGAACCAAAUCGAAAUCGACAUUGAAGUCCGCUUCGCCACCGCGAUGUCCGUCGACCAGGAUCAAUAACAACCACCAGCAACGGACCAUUAAUUUCUCCAUAGCGAGAGGAAUCAAAAUUGGUAUCGGAAUCUGAACCUGAAUCGGAGGAAUCACGCGCCACAUCAAACCCAAUACGGAAAACGGCUGAAAAAUACCCCGCAGUAGCGUAGUCGGAACCCCUACCACCAUCAUCAGCGAGGAGCAGGAGAAGGAGAAGGAGAGGUUACCACCACCACUACCGCAAAGAUUGGGUAAAGCGCGCCAGAAUGGUGAGUACCAAUCUGGUGGUGCCGGUGGUGCUGUGGGGACCCACAGCGCCCACGCACUGCAUCUCGAGCGUGUUUCUCUCGGACGACCAGUUCACCCUUGUCACCGGCUGCUACGACGGACAGAUCUGCCUGUGGCAGGUGGAGCCGACCACCCUGAAGAUGUCGCCGCGCUGCCUGCUGGUGGGCCACUCGGCCCCGGUUUUGUGCCUGGUGCGAGCUUCGCUUCUUCCGGAGAACAACUUCCUGGUCAGCUCGUCGGAGAACGGUGAGAUGUGCACCUGGGACCUCACGGACGGCAAGUGCAUGGAGGCGGUCAAGCUGCCGCAGGUGCACACCCAGAUCCAGAGCUACCACACGGCGAACAGCGAGGACGUGCGCCUCUUCUGCAUUGGCUACUAUGCCGAGAUCAUGGUCAUGGACCCCUUCAGCCUGGAGGUGAUCUACGUGCUCAGCUCGAAGGUCAAGCCGGACUGGAUCUCCGCCAUCCACGUGCUGCGUCCCAUGCGCCGCAAGGACGACGUGGUGCUGGCCAUCACCACAACCGGCACCGUGAAGGUGUGGACCCUAACGGGCAACGAGAACAAGCACGCGGAGCCCAUCUACGAGAACGAGUCGAAGGAGAUCCGCUGCCUGAACGCCAUCACCAUGAACUGCUGCGCCCAGAACCAGCGCACCGUGCUCCUCGUGUGCACCAAGUACUGGCAGAUCUACGACGCCGGCGACUUCACCGUCCUCUGCUCGGUGAUCGCCCCGGCGCGGGAGCGCUGGCAGGGAGGCGACUUCAUCACCUCGGACCGGGUGAUGCUCUGGACGGACGAGGGCAAGGGCUACCUGUACAAGCUGCCCGCCAACUGCAUUCCGGACAACAAGGAGUUCCACUCGAAGAGCGUGGUCAGGGACGCUCCGUACCUCUACUACGUGCUGCAGCACGCUGGCGACAAGGUGCUCUCCUGCCCGCCGGCCAUGAAGCUGCUCCAGGGCACCGGCGGCCAGCACAACCUGCUGCGCGGCGACUCCGAGGGCUACAUCUCCGUGUGGAAUGUGCCGGAGGUGCCGCUGGACAACAUCAGCAUACUGCAGGCCAAGCAGAUGCCGCCGCGCGUCCUCAAGCCGCACGUGUGCACCUCCCUGGUGGAGGCGUGGUCCAUCAUGGAUCCCCCGCCCGUGGGCAUCCUGGACCAGUUGUCGCGCAUCACGGAGUCGCCGGUCAAGCUGACCUCGAGCAUCUACCUACCGCAGCAGAGCCGUCUGGUGAUCGGCCGCGAGGACGGCAGCAUAGUCAUCGUGCCGGCCACCCAGACGGUGAUGAUGCAGCUGCUGGUGGGGAUCAAGCAGAACUUCAGCGACUGGCCCUCGCACCAGAUCCUCUACGGUCACCGCGGCAGGGUCAACUGCUUGCUCUGUCCCUCGAUGGUGCACUCGCGGUACGAGAAGUCGCACCUGCUCUCCGGCGGCAUCGACUUCGCCGUCUGCCUGUGGGAUCUGUACAGCGGCAGCCUGCUGCACCGGUUCUGCGUCCAUGCCGGCGAGAUCACGCAGCUGCUGGUGCCGCCGGAGAGCUGCAGUCCCAGGAUCCUGAAGUGCAUCUGCUCGGUGGCCUCGGACCACUCGGUCACGCUGGUCUCCCUACAGGAGCGCAAGUGCGUGACGCUGGCCAGCCGCCACCUGUUCCCGGUGGUCACCAUCAAGUGGCGUCCGCUGGACGACUUCCUCAUCGUGGGCUGCUCCGACGGCAGUGUGUACGUGUGGCAGAUGGAGACGGGCCACCUGGACCGUGUGCUCCACGGAAUGCUGGCCGAGGAGGUGCUCUCCGCCUGCGAUGAGCAGGCUGAAGACGGCGGCUCGGGAGGCGGUGGCGGCGGAUCGAACGGUGCCUCCGCCAGCGAGAUGGGCAUGGCCAAUCCGGCCGUGCACUUCUUCCGCGGCCUGAAGUCGCGCAACAUGAACGCCAUCCGUCACGCCACCCAGCGCGGGAUCAACCAACUGCAGCAGCUCCAAGGCCACAACCAGGGCAACUUCGACUUCCUGAUGAAGCACCGCAGCAACCCCCUGGUGAUCCAGGGCCUCCGCACCAAUCCGAAGGACGCGGAGAGUCACAUCCUCUUCUUCGACAUCGAGGGAUUGAUCUUCGAGCUGCACAGCGAGGAGUACGCACAGAUGACGCCGGCCACCUUGGAGGCGCUCGGUGUCCACCUGCAGAACCCCAAGGACGGCAAGUCGAUGCAUCUGGAUGCCAGCAAGAAGAUUGGCGACUUCUUCAGCAAGGUCAAGAACAAGGCGGUGGACGUGGAGAAGAUCCUGAAGGACAAGGACAAGCACGGACUGGUGCAGAAGUUCAAGGAGAAGACGGAGAUCGUGGAGAAGAAGGUGCAGGCCAAGGUGGAGAGCCUGCAGAAGGCGGUGGAGCCGCACGAGGAGCAGCAGGACCUGAAGAGCAAGAUCGCCUCCAAAAUGGAGGUCACGCACGUGAUGGAGGUGGCCCAGCUGCUGCUCUCGCUGCUCCACUCGUGGGGUCUGGACCCGCACCUGGACAAGAUGUGCGAGACGCGCCUGGGCCUGCUGCGCCCCAUUGUGCCCAUCUCCUAUGGCGUGCUCUCCAAAGCCGGAUACAUGUCCCUGCUGCUACCCACGUGGCAGAACAACUACGCCAUACCGCCGGGCAUCCAGCUGCCCUCCAGCUCCAAGAAGCGCCCGCUGCCAGAGGAGCUGCAGCGGCUGGAGCACCUCACCGCCGUCUUCACGUCGCGUCUGCACUGGGAGCUGAGCACCACGCUGACCACCAACCACAUCCUCGCCCUGGUGGCCAUGUCGAACACGCUGCUCUCGAUGAGCGCCGCCUCCUUCCUGCCGGACAGCGAGAAGCACAAGAAGCUGCAGCGCCUCGCCCAGCGCACGGACUCGACGCUGAGCAACGAGGAGGAGCGCGAGGAGCUGAUGGCCCACCACGUCUCGCAGAUCAAGCACGCCUGGAGCCUGCUGGCCACCCACCACUGCUUCCUGCUGCCGGACAAGAUCGAGGCCCUGGAGCCGAAGAAGUUCAAGCGUCCGCAGGUGGAGAUGAUGGUCAAGCGCUGGCAGCACCACUGCAUCGAGAUCCGGGAGGCGGCACAGCAGAUCCUCCUGGGCGAGCUGACCCGGAUGGGCAAGAAGGGUCGCAAGCAGCUGGUCGAGAGCUGGGCGCAGUACCUGCCGCUCUACACGCACACGGAGCCCAUCGUGGGCGCCCAGCAGCAGCUGGCGCUGAUCAGUCAGCCGGCGGGCGGCGGAGCUGGCUCCGGAUCGGGUGGGAACGGCGGCGUCGGCGUGGGCGGUUCCGGAGGAGGCGGCGGCGGCAGCGGAGGUCCGGGCGGCAACGUUUCCGGGGGAGACGGCCACCAGGACGAGGACUACGAGGAGGAGGAGGAGGAGAUCAUACGCAAGCCAUCCAGCCUGUCGGAGCUAAAGCGCAAGCAGACCACCGCAGUCAUACUCCUGGGCGUCAUAGGAGCCGAGUUCGGCCAGGACAUAUCGCAGGACUCGCCGAACCAUCGGGGCAGCAUCAGCAUGGCCACGGGCGCCACUCUGGCCAGUGGCGUGGCCGUCGGCGAGCGCAGGAAGUCGAGUGUGGUGGAGGGCUUCGGCAUAGCCAACAACCUGGCGCGGCUCACCUCGAUGGCCCUGGCCCACCUGCUGUACGCGCCGCCGUCUCCGAAGCUGCCCCAGUACACGCCGCUGCGGCGGGCGGCCAUCGAUCUGCUGGGCCGCGGGUUCACCGUGUGGGAGCCGUACCUGGACGUGUCCAAGGUGCUCCUCGGGCUGCUCGAGAUCUCGUGCGAGGGCAAGGCGGUGCCGAACCUGAACUACAAGCUGCCGCUCACUCCGCAGGCGGACGCCUGCCGGACGGCCCGGCACGCCCUGCGCCUGAUAGCCACCGCCCGGCCGGCGGCCUUCAUCACCACGAUGGCCCGCGAGGUGGCCAGGUACAACACGAUGCAGCAGAACGCGCAGUCGAUCAACACGCCGCUCACCCAGUCCGUGCUGCACAAGGCGAAGGGCGAGAUCCUGCAGUGCGUCGAGAUGCUGAUCGACAAGAUGCAGUCCGAGAUCGCCGGCCUGCUGGUGGAGGUGAUGGACAUCGCGCUGCACUGCGUCGACAGCAACGAGCUGAAGAGCCGCGGCCUGGCGGAGCUCUGUCCGGCCAUCUGCAAGUUCAACCAGAUCUCGCACUGCGCCCAGACCCGGCGCAUCGCGGUGGGCGCGAACAGCGGCAACCUGGCCAUCUACGAGCUGCGCCAGAACAAGUGCCAGAUGAUCCCGGCGCACACCCACCCGAUCACCUCGCUGGCCUUCUCGCCGGACGGCAAGUACCUGGUCUCGUACUCCUGCGCGGAGAACCGGCUCUCCUUCUGGCAGACCUCGACGGGCAUGUUCGGGCUGGGCCAGUCGCAGACGCGCUGCACCAAGGGCUACUCCACGGCGCCGAUUCCGGACGUGUCGCGCCUGAACCCGAUGCGCCUGGCCAAGCUGGUGUGGAUCAACAACCGCACGGUGACGCUGAUGCUGGCCGACGGUUCCGAGACGCGGUUCAACGUCUAAGCAGGUGGCGCUGGACGAGCAAGAGGGCGAGAGGAGAUGGAGAUCCAGAUCGAGAUCGAGAUCUCCUGGGUCCUGGGUCCUGCGGGACCUUUAGCAUGUUAUUAGGCAAUCAGCGCGGGCUUCAAAAGCAGCGGAGCGCAGUGGAGGAUGGAGAAUGGAUGAUGGAGGACAAGGAAGAGGAUCGGGAGGCGAAUCAGAGGGAGCAGAAACGACAAAACAAUAAUUAUUCAAAAAUAAAAAACAAAAACAAAAAACAGAAACGUCCUGCGUUUCGUUAAACGUAAUUAAGGCAAAGGAAAACAAAAACAAAGAAAAGCUAAGCAACAUUAGGUCAAAACAAAAACAAAAACAAAAUCGAAAACGAAAGCGAAACAAUUUUAAGGCAAACGGAAAGCUGGCUAAACUAAUGCAAAUGAGAAAAUUCACAACACAUUUUGUUAUUUAUUUAUAUACUUACCCUAUAUAUCUGUAUCUUAUCCGUAUCCGUAUCCGUAUCUGUAUGUAUUUUAAUGUAUUACACGAUUUUACUACGCCCUUUGUUCCCCCUUGCUACGUCCAUUUUAUGUUUUAGUGCUAACGUUUUACCCCUACUCCUUAAGCGCGUGUUUCUGAUUCUGUUUCUGUUCAUUGUUUAACUUCCAAUGCGGAAAAGAACAAAAACUAAAUCCAAAUAUUAAAAGGUAAACAACAAUUAACCAGAUGCAAGCAAACAACCACGCGAGAAACAACAAAGGAAAUUGAAAAAGAUAAAAACAAAAACGAAAAAAACAAAGAAUGAAAAGCUGUUAUUAUCAUUACACAACUAUUAUUAUUACUAUUGUAUGCUACUAUUAUUAUUAUUGAUAUUUGUUAUGCCUAAUGUAUUGUUAUAUAUAUAUAUCUAAAAGAAACCUAAACAAAUGUAUUGAGCAAAGUUACGAAAAGAAAACAAACGGAAAACGAACACUAAAUAUUUAUAGAGCGAUCAGUUUUUUUUUUAACAUUAUAAUUAUUAUUGUAAUUCCUAAAUAUCUUCUUCUUUCGAUAGUAUAUUUCUGCUAAGGCGUGUGUAAAAAUCUUUGUUGUUACAUAUGUGAGAAUUGUAUAGGAAAAUCAGUUUAUAAAAUACAAAACACAAUAUAACACACACACAUACACACAUUAUUUAUGUAUUUCCGGCGGUAAUAUGCAUCGAGCGAAUAAUAACGGUACUCGGGGGCCUAAAAACUAUUUAUCCUAAAUAUAUAAAUAUACCCAACUGAAUUUGCAAUAUGUGUUCGUUAACGUAUUGAAUACAACACAAGCAAACAACACAACACACACACACGUGUACUAUGUGAGAGAGUUAAUUGAAUUUGUGCUUAAUUUCAAUUACGAAUUAUAUAUAUAUUUACAAGCAUAUAUAUGUGAAUAUACAUGCAUACUUAUAUACGAGAUCCUUCAAUCAAAGUAUUACACAAACAAAACGAAACGAAGCAACUACCACAAUUAUGUACGGAGUAUACAACAAAUAAAGUCAACCAAACGUGAGCAAA